AUGCAAACAUCAGACUCAAAGCGUGUCAAGAAGCCAUGGACUGUGCACAGUAGCCUCAUGCAGAUGCGUUAUCGACGGAAACGCACGCUGCAGCGUAUGCUGCAUAGCUAUUUCGAUGACUGUCGCUGCAAAGGCGUCUACCUCCUCAUCCAUGAAGACAAUCGGUACUUUACAAUUAAUUUUAACAAACUCUUACAGAAACAGGAGAAGCAUUAUCCCCCUCCAUCUCGAACAACGUGUGAGAACUACAGGAAAUAUCAGAAGUCCAGAGCGGGGAAAAAGGUAAAGCAAGGGAAACUUGAGCAGAAGCAGGAUGGAUGA
Paracoccidioides brasiliensis Pb18 is the source of this 321-nucleotide messenger RNA. RefSeq lists its product as uncharacterized. The transcript has 2 exons. The record is from RefSeq and is a predicted model, not a curated record. Bases 1 to 321 code for a protein of 106 amino acids.